Rhipicephalus microplus (southern cattle tick) is the source of this 639-nucleotide messenger RNA. RefSeq names its product eukaryotic translation initiation factor 4E. Gene Ontology annotation, biological process: translational initiation. Gene Ontology annotation, molecular function: RNA 7-methylguanosine cap binding; translation initiation factor activity. The record is from RefSeq and is a predicted model, not a curated record. Lineage: Eukaryota; Metazoa; Arthropoda; Arachnida; Ixodida; Ixodidae. Gene Ontology annotation, cellular component: eukaryotic translation initiation factor 4F complex.
AUGGCGGGCGAUGACGGGAAAGGCGGCCCUGACGAGGCUCGACCGGCCGUGCAGAUUCCGGCGUGUCCAGAUCCACCGCGAGUAAUGAUCAAGCAUCCGCUUCAGAAUCGCUGGAGUUUGUGGUUCUACAAGAACGACCGGAAUCACAGCUGGGAGGAGAACCUUCUGGAAAUCACUUCGUUUGACACUGUGGAGGACUUUUGGUAUCUCUACAACAACAUAGAGCCGGCAAGUAGGCUUCCUCUCGGAUGCGAUUAUUCGCUUUUCAAGUACGGCAUCAAGCCGAUGUGGGAGGACAAUCGUAACAGGCAGGGAGGCCGCUAUCUUUUCAACUUGAGCAAAAGCCAGAGGGCGACGGUCUUGGAUCAUUACUGGCUGGAAAUAUUGCUGUGCCUGAUUGGAGAGGGUUUCGGCGAGCAAAGCGACGACGUGAAUGGUGCUGUGGUUCAGGUUCGCCCCAAGCUUGACAAGAUAGCCCUCUGGACUGCCACUGUUCGCCGAUCUGAGGGCAACAUUAAGAUUGGGAAGACUUUGAAGGAGAGGUUGAGCAUGCACCCCCGAAGCACUAUCCCGUACCAGGCCCACGCCGAUACCCAGUCGAAACAUGUUUCCACGGCCAGGCCUAGAUACGAGAUGUGA